GUGAUUGGAGGAUGGGAGUAUAAGGGAGCGCAAGCAAGGAAGAGAACGAAUCCUUCAAUAAAGGUAUCAGGCAGCACAUCCUUAGAGCCACAGGAGAGAUGUACAUACAGCAUCACUCAAGGAACCUCAAAUGCAACAAGAUUAUGAAGAUUUGAGAUAUAUUUGAGAGGCGAAACACGGCGGCGACAUAUUGAAAGCCUGGAUUAGUUGCCUUUUCAUUUCAUUUCAUUUUGCCCAGCCUCCAGCAUGGGGACAGAGUGCAGUCGGCGGGGGUCCUUGGCGCUCACCCUCAACAUUGUAGCAUUUACGUGUGCCCUGUCAGCAGUGACCACUAGCUUCUGGUGCGAGGGGACCAGGAAGGUGGUCAAGCCUUUCUGCACGGGGCCGGUGACGACCAGGCAGUCGUACUGCAUUCGCUUCAACAGCAGUAACAUCAAUGACAGCCGGCUGGUGCAGUACAUCUGGGAGUCGGGAGAAGAGAAGUUCCUGAUGAGGAAGUUCCACACCGGCAUCUUCUUCUCCUGUGAGCAGGCUGCUGACAUGAAUGGUUUUAACUGCAGAGACUUCAAAGACAUUGCACCUGACCAUGAAAAAGGGGUCCUGUGGCUGUGCAUCACAGCUGAGUGUCUCUACCUCACCCUGCUGUUCACGGGUGGUGUACUCAUGUGGUUAGAGCUGUGUCCUUGCCUCAGCGUCAUGAACAAGCUGAAGCUCAACGCCUUUGCUGCCAUGUUCACCGCCCUGUCAGGCCUUUUGGGGAUGGUUGCCCACAUGAUGUUCACCACGGCCUUUCAGCUGGCUGUGGCUAUGGGUCCGGAGGACUGGAGGCCCAAGACCUGGGACUACAGCUGGUCCUACAUCUUAGCAUGGGGCUCCUUCGCCACCUGCAUGGCUUCUGCAGUGACAGCACUGAACAGGUACACCAAGACCAUCGUAGAGUUCAAGUACAAGCGGCGGAACAUUGAGAAGAACCUGAGGAUCAAGCAGAAGCUGCUGGAGAUGGACCUGCCAGAGCAGAUGUGGGACAUGUACCUGACGGCUGUGCCUGCAAGGGGACCUCCCUCCCCUCUGGACCUCCCUGUCAAUGGGCACAAACCCUCCACUGGAGCAGCCUAUGUAAUGGGCCUGGACAGCAUGACAGAACCACAGGGAGAGGCCUACUGCUAAGACAGUGGUCACCAACCCUGGGCCUGCAGGGCCCCAUUCCAAUACUGUUAGAAUGUACCUUCCAUCCUCCCUUCAUUGAGGUUAUGACUGCUCCAACAUGAUUGGAUAGGUUCCAAUUCAAAACACAAAGGGGAGGAAGAAAGGAUGCAUUUUCACAGUAUCAGAACAGGGCCUACGAGAUCUAUAAGGCGUUACAGGACCAGGCUUGGUGACCUCUUCAUUAAAAUGACCAUAAAUUGGCUCUCAUAUACAGGAUCCCAAACUCACUGGACUAUAUAGGGCAUAAGGGAUCCCAUUGAGAAGAUCAUUACUAAUAAUAUGGCCAAAGGAACAUGGAGCUGACUGAAUAAACAACACUUGUCCUCAACUUCCUCCUGUAUGUUUCUAGAGCCAAGGCCAUGACUAUUAUUAUCAUUACUGUUAUUCUGGAGCAGAUGGUAAAGCUGUUUUUAUAAGCUAUGUUAGUAGUUUUGUUGCCACAUUCGGCAUGGGGCUGCAAAUAUCAGCCAAGUCUAGUUGCCAUAUGGAUGCUUGGUGUACAGACGGCUAUUUCCAAC
Messenger RNA from Oncorhynchus nerka (sockeye salmon), 1724 nucleotides. RefSeq names its product germ cell-specific gene 1-like protein. Lineage: Eukaryota; Metazoa; Chordata; Actinopteri; Salmoniformes; Salmonidae. The transcript is spliced from 5 exons. Gene Ontology annotation, cellular component: plasma membrane. Bases 247 to 1167 code for a protein of 306 amino acids. The record is from RefSeq and is a predicted model, not a curated record.